This is a messenger RNA of Racocetra fulgida, 786 nucleotides long. Lineage: Eukaryota; Fungi; Glomeromycota; Glomeromycetes; Diversisporales; Gigasporaceae. The record is from the annotation of a GenBank genome assembly.
AUAACACCUAAAGAUUUUUAUCAUAAAGUUUGGCCAUUUGAACAAAUUUUACAGAAAGAUCUUAAAGAAGGAUUAUUGUCAUUUUAUCUUACAAAAGAACCACCAAAACAUGUCCCAUUGCUUGAACCAAGAAUUUUAAAAAAAAAUAUUGAUUCUGAAAUUAUUUCUUAUAAUCAUGCUGCAUUGAUUACCGGUUGGAUUAAUCGUAAAAAUCCACAAUCAUUAUUUGGUCUGUAUUCACAAAACUUUAAUUUAACAAAGUCGUCAUCCUCAACACCAACAUAUUUUGAUAUCAAAGAUUUUAGAAUUAAAGAUAAAGGAGCACAUGUUCCAUAUCGACUUCGAUUGAUAUAUAGAGCAUCAAGAGAUGGAUUUACCUUUGAUUCGUUUCAUAAACAUGUUGAUAAUAAAGGUCCAACCGUAGUAUUCAUCAAAAUUGGUAGUAACUACGCAGAAUGUAUAGGUGGGUAUAAUCCGGUUGGAUGGUAUUCUUAUGGGAGUUAUAUAGCCACGGGAGAUAGUUUUAUAUUUUAUUUGCCAUUGAAUGAAGAUGAAAGUCAUAAUAGUCAUAAAAUUAGCCGAAUUAGACCAUAUUUUAUAGAUGGAGCAAUAUUUGAUACGUCAAAUCAUGGUGCAUGUUUUGGAUACGGCGAUAUUUGGUUCGGAAAUAGAGAAAGACCAAGGUAUGGAUCCUGUACCCGAGUUUAUUAUGAAAAUACAAUAAGGGAUACAGAAGACGAAUUUUAUGCGGAAGAAAUAGAGGUAUUUCAAGUUGUAGAAAAUUAG